Messenger RNA from Carassius auratus (goldfish), 2021 nucleotides. RefSeq names its product protein kintoun-like. The record is from RefSeq and is a predicted model, not a curated record. Gene Ontology annotation, biological process: axonemal dynein complex assembly; cilium-dependent cell motility; epithelial cilium movement involved in extracellular fluid movement. The transcript has a single exon. Gene Ontology annotation, cellular component: cytoplasm. NCBI's taxonomy places the organism in Eukaryota, Metazoa, Chordata, Actinopteri, Cypriniformes, Cyprinidae. The coding region runs from base 395 to 1894 and encodes 499 amino acids.
UAAAAUAUCUACAUUCAGGAUUCGAACAACUGAAACAAUAUUUCACUGUUUUGUGUAUAAGCGCUGAAAUUGUAUUUAGAAUCUAAUGCAAAUGUAGCAGUUUCCUUCUAGGAACAAUAUAUAAAUAUAAAUGAACGCCCCUUUCUGUUCAACGUAUGGUUAUAGACAGGUAAAUGUGUUCCUGGAGGAUGGAAACCAGUCGAAUUAGUUCAAGUUACAUCUGCUUCAAAUAAGAAUAGUGCACUGAUGAGAGCUGCGCGCUCACGCGAUGAGCGUCUCGACAGCGUGCGCGCUCUCGCUUAUUGUAGCAGGUUUCUAUGGUUACAGAGUCGUUGUACUCAACGUAGUUUUCUGUCGAUUUAAUUUCUUUAAAAAAAGAGCUUAACAGUUCACAAUGGAUUUCAGCAAACUCGAAGAAAUGAAUCUGACACGUGAUGAAAUAAAUCGUUUCGGUGAAGCUCUAAAAGACGAGAAGUUCCGCGAGUUACUGAACGAAUACGCGACCGAGAUCUCAGACCCCGAGAACAAGAGAAGAUACGAGGAGGAGAUCACACAGCUGGAGAAGGACAGAGGAACGAACGUGCAGUUCAUUCACCCCGAAGCUCAUCACGUGCUGAAGACCCGAGGAGCACGCGAGAAGCGCUUCAUCAAUAUCUGCUCCAAUCAGCUGAUCGAUAAACCCUCGUUUGAAGCGGGCCGAGACCGAGACGGGAAGACGGGCUUCCACUGGCGCUUACCGUUCAGUCUGACACCGGGCAGACCGGACCGAGACGCCUCCGGGAACAGCUGCGUGAUUCAUGACGUCAUCUUCCACCCAGACGCGCUGCACGCGGCGGAAAACAACAAGAGACUGAUGGAGCUGCUCCACAGAACCGCGAUCGGAGGCGUCGAGGACUCCUUCCACAUCAAGCUGGACAGAAGGAAUAUAAAGCAGCUGAAAAUGAAGUAUAAAGGUGUUCCUCAGGCGGCUGUGAUCCGCAGACCGAUUCCUGGCCACGAGCAGCAGCAGAGCACCAGAGACCUGGAGCAGACCCACACAGAACCAGAACCAGAACCAGAACCAGAACCCGAACCAGAACCCGAACCAGAACCCGAACCAGAACCCGAAGCCUCCUGUGCCGCUCCUCCAGAUCAUGAGGACUCCAGAUCUUCAUCAUCCAGUCAGCCUACUGAACCACAUUACACCGUAAAGUAUCGGUCCGUCGUCGAUCUGCAGGACUACAGGUGCUCCAGAGACUCGGGGCCCGGGGCCCGACCCACAGACAUCAUCAUCACUGUGUCUUUACCGCUGCUGAGAUCUGCGCAGGAUGCUGAGCUGCUCGUCCUGGAGCAACGGCUCGUCCUGCAGUCUCACAAACCAGCGUAUAAACUAGAUCUUCCGCUCUCCUAUCCUGUGGAUGAAGACAAAGGAGACGCCAAGUUCAACAAAACCAAGAAACAGCUGACCAUCACUCUUCCUGUUCAGCCAGUGAGGAGCACAGAAUUACAGCAGACCAGAUGUGAUGAGAUGAAGAGGAGCAAGGAGGAGGAGGAUCAGACCAGAUGUGAUGAGAUGAAGAGCGAGGAGGAAGAUCAGACCAGAUGUGAUGAGAUGAAGAGGAGCGAGGAGGAGGAGGAGGAUCAGAUCCCUCGCACAUCUAAUGAGGAGGUUCUGGAGACAGAAUUAAACUGCAGUAUUGUCAGUCCUUCAGCAGGUGAUACAGCCGGACUACAGCAAGAGCCUUUAGCAUGUCAGUUAAUCGAUUUAACGACAGAACCACAGACACCUGAUCAUUUACAGCUCAUCUGCUCUGUGGAAACAGACAAUGAAGAUGGAACCCACAUCAAUCGAGCGGUCGACUCACCAAAUACAGUAUGUGACUAUUAUAUAAAACAUUCAUGCAUGUGUAUUUAAUAUCAAGCCAUCAAAUUCACUAAUCAUCAGUUUGAAUCUGCUUUUAUCUAGUAAUGCAGUGGGUGUGAUAUAGUAUAGAGAUUACUAAUACUAAUGUGUAAUUGUUACUCUCUUUCCGCAGAAGUGU